This is a messenger RNA of Eucalyptus grandis, 459 nucleotides long. RefSeq lists its product as uncharacterized. The transcript has a single exon. Lineage: Eukaryota; Viridiplantae; Streptophyta; Magnoliopsida; Myrtales; Myrtaceae. The record is from RefSeq and is a predicted model, not a curated record. Bases 1 to 459 code for a protein of 152 amino acids.
AUGAGUUUACCGUCCAACACCUCAGCUGCUUUCAUGGAUCUGAUGAAUCGAGUAUUCAAAGAAUACCUGGAACAGUUCGUGAUCAUGUUCAUCAACGACAUCCUGGUGUACUCGAGAAGUCCAGAGGAGCAUGAAAGGCACUUAAGGAUAGUGCUUCACACUCUGCGAGAACAUGAACUAUACGUCAAGUUCAGUAAGUGCGAGUUUUGGUUGACUCAUGUGGCUUUCCUAGGUCACAUGAUUUCAAGUAAAGGAAUCUCCGUAGACCCGACUAAUAUCGAAGCCGUGAUCAAUUGGCUAAGAUUGACGACAGUGAUAGAGAUCAGAAGUUUCUUGGGUUUGGCAGGUUAUUACAGACGAUUCAUGAAAGGAUUUAUAGAAAUAGCCAUGCCUCUGACUCGACUGCUGAAGAAGGAAGAGAAGUUUGUAUGGAUGGAUAAGUGCGAGCGCAAUUUGUAA